ACAUAUAUGAUUACAGGUCUAAAGGUCAAUCGCAGCUAUGAAUACAUUAAUUAUGAAAUAUGACUUUAUGGAAAUUACUGUUAUUGUCGCCCAGUAUGUCACAAUUUACCAACGGGGAAAAUACUGUGAGUUAUGAAGUGUAAACGGACUGUCAGUUUGAAAUGUAAUAUUACAGUCAUAUGUAAAUAUAAACUUCCGUUGAAACAAAAAAGAAUGCUAUGUUAAACAUGAAUUAAAAUGUUUAAUGCAAUGUCUUUAUCACGGACAAGGUAAAUUCUCACAAUCAUAUUCUGUCCGAGAUUGUGUGUUACUAUUUUUGGAUGCUUCCAGUUUUGGAGUAGUGCAACACCAUAAAAAGGAGGUUGUUUGCAAGACUGUCUUUUCUAUGACAAGAACAGAUAAACAGUAUGAGAAGAGGGACCAUCAAGAGGUCAAAACAGUUGCUUUCUGUGCUGCUUUUUAUAUUGGCAUUUACCUUGAUGACCCAAGAGCAAAUAAUGACGUAUAUAAGUGAAGGCAUGGCAAAAAAUGCGGAUAUAUUAAGGGAUGGUAAAUCAAGGUAUGAUCCUAUCAGAAGAAAUGCAAGUGCACUAGUUUAUGACAGAAUGGUUCUAAAUUUAACAGUUUCCUCAUACCAGGACACAAUAGCACCGUCGUCAACAACAACGACAACUACAACUUCUACUACAACUGAGUCUAGGAAGUAUAAAACGAAUGGGGAGAGAAAUGCAGCACGGACCAUUGAAGUUUGUAAAAAAUAUCAGAAUUUCAAAGAUAAAGAAUUUCCUAUCACUGUAAGAUUUAACAGAAAUAAAUCUUUACUGUUUUGUCCUAUAUAUAAAGUCGGCACCACGUUUUGGAGACGUGUUCUUAUGAUAGAGAGGGAAAGAAAAUAUUCGAAACUUGUCAAUCCAUAUGACCUACCAUUUGACAGAGAAUAUCCUUCAACAAAAUUGAUUUGGAGGGAAAAUGCAACUCAAGGAGUUUACAAAGUAUUAUUUACUCGUGAUCCUUUUAACAGAUUAUUCUCUUUCUUUGUUGAUAAAAUGCUUGCACCGAAUCCUUAUUUCUGGAAAAGUGUCGGGGUGAAGGUCGCUAUCCUAACUAGAGGAAUUAAAAUGGAAAAUUUUAGAUCUGUUUGUGGCCAUGAUAUAUCAUUCUCAGAAUUUAUAAAGUAUGUUAUAUACACCCUAGAAACAAGAAGAAAUAUUGAUCCACACUGGGUUGAAAUGAACAAAAAUUGUCAUCCGUGUGAAAUUAAGUAUAACUUUGUCGGUAAAAUGGAAGAAUUUCAAGAAGAUUCUACUCAGAUUCUUACUAAACUUGGACUAACAAAGAUGGUUUUAUUCCUUAAUACCAGUGGAAAAGAUGCAGCAGUUGAUGAUGCAAUUAAAGAUACAUUGAAUCAGCCAUUUUCAUUUCAUACUAAGUAUAAAUCGUGUGUUUCGUUCAAAGAUGCGUUACUGCGUGCGUGGAAGAAGUUACAGAUAAGAGGUCUGAUCGGAAACGACACACUGGACGUGAGACAAAUAAAUGAAACGACCACGAGACUUAAUGACAUGAUAAAGCGUGCACAUUUAUCAAGACAUAUGUCAUCAUCAAUCAUGCGUAAACAAAUUAAAGACGAAAUGUACAGGAAAUUUUGGAGCACAGUGCCUAGAGGGGAUAUUCUAAAACUUCAAAAACUUUAUGCUGUAGAUUUUGAACUUUUUGGUUAUGAAAACUAUCCGGAUAUACCACCUGCAUUUCAUUCAAGAGAAGCAUUAGAGUGACUUGGUUUUCUUUCAAAUGUAUAACUUAAUUAAAAGAAAUCACAUAUAUUAUUCCAUUUAAAAGUAACAGAUGUCUAAUUUCUGUUAUCGGCACAGUUAUUUAAGAAAUAAUAUAUCCCAAACAGUGAUUUUAUCGCUCAAUAAUAUCACUGUUUUGAGUUCGGAUACGACGAAUUAUAUCACGAGGGCGUAGCCCGAGUGAUAUAAUGAUGCGCAUCCGAACGACAAACAGUGAUUCUAACACGACAUCAAAAGUAACAGAUGGCUAACUUCUGUUAUCGGCAACGUUAUUGGGUAAUUAUAAAUUUGGUUGUUUGAAUACGUUUUACGUUAUACCGAUACAGUAAGGUAAUUAUACGUAAAUGACAUGACCCAUUCACAGAAAUAAAUGUGUUGAAAGUACUUGUACAUCUUUUUUAACUGACGGCACGAGUAUGAUCAAUGCAGAGCUAAGGUAGAUUAGUUUUAUUUCAGCCAACUUCUUUCCGCGCAUCUUGACAAGUUCACGGAAACUUCAUUAAAACUAAUAUGUUCACGAUAGAAAAUACCAAAUUUAGCUGAAAACAAGAUCUUCUUCUAAUACUUUUGAACUUGUAAAGGCACAGCGUUAUGUAGGAUCUGAUUUUACAGAUUGGAAAAGUCUUAACAGGGUUUUUCAAGAUCAAAUAUGCAAAGAGAAAAUUAAGUGAUGCUCAACCUGAACAAGAAUAAAUAGGGCCUUAAAUGAACUGUCAUCAAAUUGAAACAAUAAAACAUUGAUCUGGAUUUAGAAUUUCAGUAUUCCAAAAGCAAAAAUUUGCUGUACUUAUGAUACUUUGAUUUUAGAUAAGUGAAGUUCGAAAUGAUCGUUGACGCGGCGUGAAAACGCAGUGGUAUAAAAGUAUGCUCCUCUUUUUUGUUCCCUGUAAUUGCGUAAUCUCACACAGUAGAAAUAUGAUUUUAUAGUAAAAUUAGUCAUUAAUCGUACAUGUUUUUACUUUUCUUAAAAUAUUAGUACAUCCCUCUCAAGUUUAAUGAAAUAAUUUAGCUCAUCUAGAGGCUUGCAGCAUUGCAGAAAAUUCAAUGAAAUGUUAGAAGAGUGCAUUUAAUAUCACUUUAUGUAAUUUUAUUUAGAAUAAACGUUAUGCUACAGGAUAGAUCUGUAGCUCAAUUACUUGCGCAUAUUACACACAAACAAAAUGGGUUUUGCGGUUGAAUGAUUUUGGCCAAGUUAUGGCCCUUGAACUAAAAAGUUUUGUGUGUUUGUGUGUGUGUGUGUUGUGGGCUACACAGAAGCUUGUCCGGACUUCUUCUCAGAAACCUUAUCUUUAAACUUAAUGAUCAGUAUCAAGUAAAGUUUUGCAUAUCCUCGGCUUUUUAUGGUUCAACGAUUUUUUUCUUUUUAUUUUAUAAUGUAGAAACAUAGAUACACGAAUGAAAAGAAUAUGUGUGUUUAUUUAAUUAGGAGUGAAAGGCGCAUGUCCGAAAUGGUGACAAAACGGUUAAACCCUACCUUAAAUAGCAGCAUAAUCUCUGGUUCCGGAACAUUUUAUGCUAUUAGAGUAUAAUAUUCAUGUAUGUGCAAGAGACUCCUUUGAGUUUUUUUUAUCACAAGACGGGACUGGAUAUAAUUUUUCGAGAUUAAUGUUCAAUUUGAUGUUAAUUUAGACCAGUAACUUGUGUGUAAAAUUUCAGAUCAUUCGCUCACUCAGUUUUCUAAAAUGAUUGCACUAAUUGUGAAAAAUGACCCAAAUUUAAAAAGGGUUGUACACAAAUCGGCUUAGAAUAGCGCAAGUUAUUAUUGAGUAUAUUUCUUAAGUAUCUGUUCCAUAUUUUUUUAUCUUUUAAGUGUUCCUGUUAAUCUCUGUUAGAAAUUCAAUUUGAAUGUUCCUUAAAAUGAUUGAGACAUUCUUUUUUACAUUUCUUUCAAAAAGCGAGAAUUUACAUUAGAUAUAGCUUUAUACCCUUUAAGAUAUUAAAAUUUAUUAUUUUCGAGUAAACAUGAAAUAUAUGUUCGCCUGACAACAAAAAUGAGAUCGAUAUGCGAGGAUGCAGGUGGUGAAAGUGAAAACUGAUAGGCGACUGAAAAAGCCAAUGUAAUUAUUUAUGUAUUGAAUAAUUAAUCAUUUCCCUUAGAUGUCAACAAAGAGCAAACUUUACUCUGUAAUCUUUGUAUUUGUAUA
Molecule: messenger RNA, 3934 nt
Organism: Ruditapes philippinarum (Manila clam)
Lineage: Eukaryota; Metazoa; Mollusca; Bivalvia; Venerida; Veneridae
Exons: 4
Coding region: 408-1772 (454 amino acids)
Biological process (GO): carbohydrate biosynthetic process
Cellular component (GO): membrane
Molecular function (GO): sulfotransferase activity
Source: RefSeq, a predicted model, not a curated record